Messenger RNA from Populus trichocarpa (black cottonwood), 1306 nucleotides. Its product is annotated as protein ROOT HAIR DEFECTIVE 3 homolog 2. The transcript is spliced from 11 exons. Gene Ontology annotation, cellular component: endoplasmic reticulum. The record is from RefSeq and is a predicted model, not a curated record. Gene Ontology annotation, molecular function: GTP binding; GTPase activity. Bases 408 to 1103 code for a protein of 231 amino acids. Lineage: Eukaryota; Viridiplantae; Streptophyta; Magnoliopsida; Malpighiales; Salicaceae. Gene Ontology annotation, biological process: endoplasmic reticulum membrane fusion.
CAGGUGUCAAGACAAGCAGAAAUUAUUACAUUCUUCGAAGUAACGACUAACGAGUUCCAUGACGUUAACCUGUCAUGAAAAAUAUUUCUUGAGAAUACAAGCAAAGAAAAGAAAUGCUACAAGAAAAACAAUAAUCUUUGACUUCAAAAGGAAAAAUAAUCGUUCAAAACCCAAAAACAAAAACACUAACUUUAUAAAGGAAUUGUAACUCCCUUUCUUUUUUCGUACUUCAGAGCUCAAAAGCAAAAGGGCUUCCAACCGAAGGAAUCUAAUGGGGUCAAUUGACUUUAUUAUGGUAUUAGAUACCCAUUUCUUUUUUGGUGCUGUUUGUAAGCAGUCCGAAAAAAAGCAUAACCCUAGGAAAGAAGACUUCAAAAGAAGUUGCUGUUUUUUGAGUUCGAUCGGUAAUGAAAAUGGAGGAAGGCAUGCAGCUGAUUGAUGGGAAUGGCAAGUUCAACGUGGAAGGGCUCAAAGACUUCAUGACAGCCACUGAGUUUGCCCAGGGCGUUCUCUCCUAUGCUAUUGUUGCCAUCAUUGGCCCACAAAGCAGCGGGAAGAGCACCCUGAUGAAUCAUGUCUUCGGUACCAAUUUCAAGAUGCUGGAUGCAUACAAACGAAGAGGUCAAACAACCAAGGGCAUUUGGAUUGCCAAGUGUAAUGAUAUGAAGCCUUUCACAAUUGCCAUGGAUUUCGAGGGAACCGACAGCAAUGCGAGAGGCGAGGACAACACUGCGUUCGAGAGACAAAGUGCCUUGUUUGCUUUGGCAAUUGCUGACAUUAUAUUGAUUAACAUGUGGUAUAAAGACAUCGGUCUGGAACAUGCAGCCAGCAGACCCCUUUUGAAAACAGCUUUCCAGGUCAUGAAGCGUUUAUUCAAGCCCCGUAAAAGAACAUUGCUAUUUGUUAUACGUGAUCACUCAAAGACUCCAUUUGAAUAUUUGGAGACUGCUCUCAAAGAAGAUAUAGAUAAGAUAUGGGAUUCUGUUGCUGAACCUGAGACUUCCAGAAGUGUUGUUCUCAGUGAUUUUUUAAUGUGGAGAUCGCUGCUUUGUCUAGCUAUGACUUUGAAGAGGAGAAUUUCAAAGAGCAGGUUGCUCGUCUGAGGCAGCGGUUCAUUUCUCCAGGAGGUCGUACUGAUCAGAGGGAAGCUGAACCUGCUUCAGGAUUUUUUAUCCGUGCAGAGAACAUAUGGAAAACCAUAAAAGAUAACAAGGAUCUAGAUCUCCCUGCUCUUAAGGUGAUGGUCGCUACUGUUCGAUGUGAAGAGAUUGCCGAGGAGAAGCUCAGACAAUUUACUACUGAUGAU